Molecule: messenger RNA, 726 nt
Organism: Rosa chinensis
Lineage: Eukaryota; Viridiplantae; Streptophyta; Magnoliopsida; Rosales; Rosaceae
Exons: 2
Coding region: 260-679 (139 amino acids)
Source: RefSeq, a predicted model, not a curated record
GGGGCUUGGUCUUGCUCUUUGCUGCUUGCUCGUCGUUGUUCGCCGGCCUCUGGGCCUCGGCGUAUUGGGUCCAAUAUUUCGCGACGGUGGGGAACGGCAUCAGGAGCUGCUUGUAGAUCGGCGCCGCCUCCGAGAUCGGCAAACGGCGGGCCUGAUUGGCGUGGUGGCUGACCAUUGUAUUUGGGAUUAUGGUGAGGGUUUCGUUGGGGCUGUUCGAUUUUUCCCUCAAAUUGCAGGCUUUGCUUACAUUUGGGUCCUGAUGGUUGAAGAAUUUAGAGUUGGGAAGAUGGUUGAGGAUGUUAGAGUUGAGAAGAUGAUGGUUGAAGACGGUAGAGUUGACAGGAUGGUUAAAUAUGAUGGAGUUAAGGAGAAGGUGGAUGAGGCCAAAGCAUUCGAAUCGAGUAUGAUGGGUGAAGAUGAUCAAGAUUAUGAUUAUGAUUUUUGUGUGGGUGAUAUUGUGUGGGUUAAAACCAAAAUAAACACACGGUGGCCUGCUAGAAUUCAUGAUCCUGCAGAUGCAUCAAAGUACGGAGGAAUUGAAAGUGACCAAGAAGACUCUGCUAGUUGGGUACUUUGGGAUGGGUCAUGUUGCUUGGUGCCGUCGAUACCAACUGAUUUCCCCAGUAUUUCGAGCAGAUUUCAGGGCAGAGCAAGGCUAGAAUUUUCAUUAAAGCUGUAGAGAAAGCUCUUGAAGAGUUUGGUCGCCGUGUCAAAUUGAAUAUGACU